GAGGGGGGGUGAGGGUUCACGGAGGCCGGAGCCGGCGUCUGUCUCUGGUAGCUGGCAGAACUGAGGCGGCGGGGAACCGGACGCGCUUCCACCUCAGGCUGCCCCCUUCAUGGCGGCCCGCCGGCUCCGGGAAGUCUGGCGACUGGGAGCGCGGGGAGGGCUGAGGCCGCGAGCGCCCCCGACCGGCUGGUGAGCGGGGCAAAGGAAAGGGAGAGGAGGGAGGAGGAGCCAGGGCUGGGCGCAGAUUCAGGGUUGCCACGUUCCCCCUCGACAGGCGCUCCUCUGCCUCACACAGCAGGCAGACUCGAAAGGGGAAGCUGCACACCCCCCCCUCAAAAAAUAACCCCUCUAGCGCCUCCUUCUCCAUACUAGGAAAAAGACUCGCCUCUCGGCUUUCCUGCCUCCCCAGCUUGGAAGAGGAGCCAGGAGGAAGGGGGAAAGUUGGCAACCCCAAACACUCCCGUCAGAGUUCAAAGGCAACGCGUCGAAAAUGGACAGGCCCCUUUUCAACAAGAGCCCAGCGGGGGGGGGGGGGAGCUUUGGCAGGUGCUGGUGCAUAUGGGGAGGGGGAGUAAUAAAGGGGGCAUCUGCCAUGCUCUGUAUGCUCCCCUGCUUUGGCUCUCAAUUCAGUGGGGUAGCACUGAGGAGUUAUGGGGAGAAUAAGCCGCACAGCCCUUUGGAAGGUCAUCAGAGGGGCGAAUGCCAAAAGGAGAGGGGUUGGAAGGGGAAAUGGAGGUUAAAUAGAUACCUAUAUGCUCGCAUAUUAAGGGAGGAGGUUAUAUUGUGCUAGCAAGCCCUGAGACCUCCGGGUAUAGGGUGGUAUAUAAAGUCAGUGAAUAAAGUUAUUGUGAGUUAGAAGGCCAAGGGUAGUGAGAGGGUGGAGGACAAAGAGGUCAGGGAGGGUUGUGUCAGUAGCAAAGACAUGCUCAGAGGGAGAUGAAGAAGGGUAACAGGUCUGUGCAAACUGAUCCACCAAAGGGUUAGAGGGGAUUUGGUUAAUGGCUGCAUCCCUGUAGGGAGCAUGGGAAAAGUUGCGUACGCACUGCGGUCCAUUGAGGGGUUUUAUUUCAGGGAUGAAGCAGCAGGUGAUUUGGGGGGGAGGGCUGUUAUUAGGAAGCCCAUUCUUCCAGCUCAUGACCCUAAUGCUGUUUGCCAAUAAAUAACACAGUCUGGUGCUAGUUUGCCUCCCUCUGUUUCUGGUAGCAUCUCCCCUCCCCCAAGAAAUGUCUUGUUCCUUUAGCAGAAUACACCUGAGGGUCAGCAGAAUUAAACACUGCCACCAGUGGCAAUUAUGUUUUUGGUCACUUAUGGGUAAAGUACCCCCCUACUUAUCGUUUUGUACUCACAGUUAAGGUGAGCAAAUGAGUUUCUCUGUCCUCCCCCCCCCCCUUUUCAAUCCAUGUUUGUUUACAGAGUUGUGACUCAGUGCACAGGGACUGGUGGUUUCCUGGAUCCGUUUCUCUGGAAUAAGACACUCAUCUUGUGUCCAUGUAUUGGUGGAGAACAGUGUGUUUCAUAUUGGUAGCUGGUGGCAUUUACAACUGUGUAAUCUCCAAAGAGGUACAUGAAAAGGGCAGCUUAAUGGAAACUUUCUCUUUAGCUUAUGUAAGCAUCACUUAUUGGAGAUGAGAACAAAGAGAGAACUUGACUUGGGAAUAGUUGACUCUCUACAGACCCAUGGCUUCUGGUAAGCUAUCUAUGGUCUUUAGGCUGGAGUUUGCUACUUGUUGGCUUGCUAAAGCUUGCCAGGACUGUGUUGGCUUGAGCAGCAGUGAAGCAAAUAAGAUCCUAGAACACAGAGUUGGCAGGAUAAUGCCACAUCUUUGCCCUUCAAGCUGGAGAAGGUUGGUAGUGCCUGUUGCUUUAGCAAACAGGUGCCGAUCCAGAGUUAAGAGCUGGUGCCACUGCAGUCUUUGGACUCCCUUGGACCAGAUUUCAAGAUGCACCUGGCUUUUGAACAUCCUUCAAUAGGACUGCUUUUCUUGGCUUCUGCAUUAGCCCUAUUUUUGUUCAGAAGCAUACAAUGUCUAGAUUGCAGGUAGAUGUACACAGUCAUGCUUUUCUACUGCUGUGUUAGCAACCACUGACUGUGGAGAAUAAUGUCUUGACAUAAUGUGCAGUGUUUGACUUCACAGAACACAGCAAGAAAGAUAGGAAGAUGCCUUGGCCAUGGCCUGUCUAGCUCAGUAUCGCCUACGAUCUCCUGGAGAUUGAACAUAGGACCUUCUUCCCGCAAGGCGGAUGGCUCUGCCACUGAGCUAUAGCCCUUCCCCCAGCAUGGGGAUGUUGGAGCCUGUGGAACUGGCUGCUACCAGGUUGCUAAUGGUAACGCCAUUUGGUGCAAGAUUUUGUUUGUACUUGAUGUGAAUGAGAAUAUGGAGGUGAGGCAUGGCUUGAGACCAGAGAACAUACAAGUUUGUGCACCCGCAAGUGGUGGUGGUAUGUGAGUUGCCGUUCCUCAGUUUCUUUAUGGGGAGUAAGUUUAUGGGCUUUGAAGGGCUUUGUGAGGGUUAACCUACUGUGUGCUCUGUCAUCCCAGAUUAAAAGCACCUGGUUUCACCAGUGGCAUGUUGGAUUUCCUGUGCUUUAACUUUCUUACGUAACAGUCCUAUUCAUAAGUACUUGCUUGGCAGCACUCCAAAAUAAAUGUCCCAGCUAACCUGCUGGGCAGCUAUUACUGUAACUGGUCCUUGUUUUUUUCUAGAGUGUCCCUGAGUAUGCUGCACUGUUCGAUGUCAAAUGGGCGAUCCUUUUGGGCUGAUUUGCCUAUGAAGCAUAGUCCCUUGAUCUUGCAACAUGUUGCUGGAUCCAUUUCCUGCUUCUCAGACCUUUUCCCACCUUCACAACGCGUGCCGCAAGUUCUCUGAAAGCACUUGCCCUUGUGAAGAGCAAUUGCUGGUUCAGCAAAGGACUAGCACACCAAUUACUUAUUUACUUUCUUCUCAUUUACAGAAAAGGCUUUAAGGAAACUAAACUCCUGCUGACUUGUGCCAUAAAGACACAGAGCAUGAUGAAAUUGGGUCAAGCAUAGGGCUGGGCGGUAUAUUGAUAUAUCGUCCAAAACCUGGUUUGAAGUCCAUAUCGUAAUAACAGUUUCAUAGUUUUUGACCUGGCAAUGUAUUGUGAAUCAUGAUGUGUGUGCCCAGCCCUAGUCAUAGCACUCAUCCCCUUAGCCUGUAGUGGGGUGCUCCAGAAACCAUACAGGUCCAUUUCUUCAGUCCCCUGAGGUCAUGACUGUGAGCAGCCUGUAGCUUUGUCCGUUCAUGCAAAGUGUACGUUUCUUUCCCCUCUGGUAUGGAAAUUCCUCCUUCCCUGAAGAGACUUUCCGCUUGGCACUCUGAGCAUUUAUUGGUUGACAAGUCAGUUCAGCUGAUCCAGUGGGAGGGCUUAGAGUCAAUAUUGCAUAAGAUAAGCCAGCCAGCCAGUACCCAUGUGAGAGAUGGAAGCUGGCCAGGGCACAAGGUAGCGCAGAGGGCUUGUGUAACCCUGUCUGAUGUUUCCUUUCAUGUAAUUUUGAGCAAGACUUGUGGGAAGUGAAGGAGGAAAUCAUCCACCGCUAUCUGUGGGCGUGUCUGGCAGUCCCAGUCAGGGUUCAAGCAUUACACUGGAACAAAGCGUUUGUGACCCAAAAGCAAGAUGAGAGAUCAGACAGGGCCAGCCUAAGACACAUACUGCCUUGUCUAUGCAUCCAAGUGGUGCCUCCUUCCUUGCUAACUAAUGUAAGGCACAAUCCAAUGGGAGGUGUUGCUGCAGAAGCCCCAUUGAAAUGAACAGGAGCUGUGCAAGGUUACAGAAGUACUCCUGGCAGCUCCUGUUCAUGUCUUUGAGCUUUGCCACAUGAGUCUAAUCUGUCAUUUUCAACUCUGCUGCCCUUAAUAGUAUCCAAAAUACUUCACCUGAGGCAACAACCUCACCUUUCCCCAUUGUAGGGCCAUCUGUGGGAUGAACUGGUGAGAACCUCCCCCCAUAUCUCUUAACACUGUAGAUCAGUGAUUUUCAACUAGGGUGCCUUGAAUAAUGGUCAGGGGUGCCGCGGGCAACACUGGCCUCUGUUCCUCUUCCCUUCCCUUCCCUCGCAUCUCUGCCUCCCAAAGGCUUGCACAGCUGUUUGUUGCAGCAGCCCUGGCUACAAGCUCCCCAGAUGAAAGGUGUCUCUGGGGGCUGGCCAGGGGAUGCUUCCCAGGUCCCUGUGGGGCAGUGUGAGGAGGCAGCCCUCUUUGGGGCAGGGAGGACAGGUCAGAGACCAGGGGUGGCAGCUGCGGCUGCCCAGAGGAGACCCAAGGAGUGGGGAGAGGAGAGGAGGCUGAAGGAACCCUCCACAAGGGAGGGUGUUUGAAAAAGGGGUGAGGGGCUGUUAGCUCUGCAGGCAAGGGGUGACAUAACUGGGCUUCUGAGCCCCACAGGGGUGCCUCAGAAAGAAUGUAGUUGGUCAAGGGAGCCAUGGACCCAAAAAGGUUGAAAAUCUCUGCUGUAGAUCAAACAUAACAGCAUCCCAACUGCUGCCAUACUCCCAGCUGACUAAGUAACAUGCCUGCUUGAAGCCCAUUUGAAAGCAGGAACAGGCAAAAGGAGGUAUUUUUGUCUUUAUGACAUACACAACUAUGUGCUGUCCUUCUGUCCAACCUUGGAGGUCUUGGGGAACACAGAAAAGACCCUGUUUAUUACUUUGAUGUUGGGGAGGAAGCAGGCUUUCCUUGGACCUUACCUCAGUUUGUCAGUGUGGGUGAUAAGCCAUAUAGUAAGUUAUAUUCCUUCAUUUCCUUGCAUAUUUCUCAAAUUCAGCAUGGUGCAGGUUUGCAAGUUGCUUCAAAUACGAUGGUGGGUGGUAGUUUAAGCCUGUACAUACUGCUUGGAGAUUGGAUGUGCAUUGUCUUGGCUCUGAAACUCAGUCUCACAAACGUAGAGAAUGCUCAAGGAUUAUUUUUUUUUGGGGGGGGUAGCAUUAAUAUAGGAGCCUCUAGAUUAGCAGGGGCCUUUGUCUUUGAAAAUUAAAUGGUUCUAGGACUUCCGGGUUAGCGCCAUCGCCGAAUGGCGGACUCCCUCCGAGCUCCGGAGGGAGUCUGCUCGGCAGGGGCUGGGUCCUACCGCGCCGGCGACGCGGGGACCCUUAAAAACCACGGGCACGGAGUCCGUGGACAUGGGUGACUCGGCUUGCACCAUUAGCGCCCUCCCGACUCGUGAAGGAGCCUUUUUAAAGGCUUCGGAUCGGAGUGCCGAGGAGUGGCGUGGUGCUGAGUCCACUGCUUUCCCUGCCGGCGCAGCCGCAUGCCAUUCGACGGAGAGCGCUGACUUCUUCUAUUGAAAAUUUGGACUAUUAACAACAACCCGUGAGUAAUUGGGAAACCGGGUUCAAAAUUUUGGAUUUGGCACGAGCGGGGGCGAUUUAAAAAAGGAAGUCAAUCCCCCCCCCCUAUUGUAAGCAUUCCAAAACAAGGACUGGGUAACCAAGGUCCAAAGGGAAGUAUGUCUCUGAUAAAAAUCAUUAAUUUCACGAUGGGAAAUUAUAAGAAAUGUGCUGGAGGAGAAGAGUGGAGGGUGAGAAGAAAAAUGCAACCCCCCCCCCUGGGAACCGGGGCGAUUCGUGGAGCCUGGUGAAGAGAGACGGAGACUUUGACAGCUGUCAAAGUGGCUGUCAAAGCUGGAGAAUAUAAAGAGGACUUUAUGAGGACCUUGCUGGUUAAUUUUGUUACAAUUUGCUAUAAUAUGGAUAUAAACUGUUGGAAAAUAAGCAACAAUUUGACUUUUGGAUUAGAGGAUACAAAGUUAUUACAAUCCCCCUAGAGGGGUUUCGGGAUACUACAAGAACGGUCGUAAGUGGAAAAAUACCCUGGGAUUCGCACAGGAUUUGUUAUCUUCUGGAUAGCUGCAAAACUGAAAGAGUAUUGUGUCUACAGCGGAAGACAAUGGAAUUUUUUUUGAAGAAAGAAAGGGACUGGACGUAAGUUUUUGUUCCUGAAUAACAAACCUCUGCAGAGACACUAGAUUUCUGAAUUAGAAAGUUUUAGCAGCUGAACAGGACAAGAAACCUGAGAAAGUGAGGAAUAAGAAGAAUAAAGGACUGAUUACGACACGGAAAGAACAACGGGAGGAGUGGUAAAGAUCAAGGAAAUUAAAGGCCUUUGUUAGAUUGGACAUUUGAAGUCAAAUAUUAUUUAAAUUAAUAAACUAAAGAAAACCGGCAAGAUGGAAUCGGGAGAAAUCUGGUCAUGAAAUGAGACUUCCAAGCUGAUAAUGUAUAGACUGAUGGACAUGGGAAUUCAAACCGGGGAAGGGGGAGAUUUGAAAUCCAAAGGCUGUGUAACCAUUUUUGAAUUUUUCUAUAUCUCUUAUUUUCUAUUUCUUUACAUAACUUACGCAUGUUAUUUUACUUUGAUCGGACGUGUUUAAAAAAGGGAAUUUGUGGAAGGAACUGGGGUGGAUCUUGGGGAAAAUCUUUUUCUUUUUCUGUUAAUGAUGUGGGACGGUGGUAAGAUUUGUACAAUUCAAUCUGGAUAGUGGGUUAAACAAAUUAAGCUUUAAAUUGGGAGUGAGAGCUUGUAGAACCAAAUUAAGGAAAGGGAAUACAAUUGGGGGAGGGGAGUCCCAGAAAGUAGGGAAUGAAAGUAAGGUUUUUAAAUAUCUUCUUUCUUUUGUCUUUUUUCUUUGUAUUUUUAUAUUUUUGGAAACUUUAAUAAAUAUGAUUUUAAAAAAAAAAAGAAAAUUAAAUGGUUCUAAAAUCAGGCUUGUGUACUGUGCUCAUUAUUUCUAGACAUGGUGGUAUUUUUCAAAUGUAAUAAUAAUAAUAAUAAUAAUUAAUAAUAAAUUAUUUAUACCCCACUCUGGGCAGCUUCCAACAAAAUAUUAAAAAUGCAAUAAAACAUCAAACAUUAAAAACUUCCCUAAGUUUUAGGAAACUUAGGAAAUUAUUCCCUAAGAACACAACUUCAAAAGGCAGUUUUUGGUCAUGCUUCCUUGUAACUUACCUAUGAGGAAACUCUCAGAUUAAUGCUCCUGUUUUGCUUUCUGCUGGGCAUUGAAGAGUGUCCCUUUGGAAUUAAUCUUCAUGAAGGUGUAGUGAAUCUCCUGACUGUUGAGUCCAGCUAAUCCUGAGGAUUUUUCAGUUCCAGGUACAUGCCGUCCUGUGGGAUUCUGAUGAUCCGUGCCCCCCAAGCUCUCAGCAGUGCCGAUUGGGAUCUUAAUGCUCAGCACAGCCGGACGUUUAUCAACUUUUCAGGGCCUUUCACCAACAAACGGAAGGAAUAUUCGGAAAGGAGGAUCCUUGGGUGAGCGGACUUGCUUCACAGGAGGAUGAAUGAGCUGUAUUUGGGUUUAGAACAAAACUGCACCUUGCCUUCUAGUCCAGCAUCUGCUUCCCACAUUGGCCAACCAGAUGCUUCUGGGAAGCCCACAGGGCAUUGGGAGGCAAUAGCCUCUCCUCUAGUUGUUUCCAAGCAACUGGUUAUGGUGCCUCUGAUCCAGGCAGUAGUGUAUAUUUAUAUAUAUGUAGCCAGCCAUCAUCACUAGCUGCCAUGAAUCUCCUAAUCUUCUGUGAAUUUGUCUAAAUGCCUUUUGAAGCCGUCCAAGUUGGGGACCCUCCCUACAUUUUGUGAGCGUUGUGAAGUCUUUCCUUUUGUCCGUCCCGAUUCUCCCAUCAUUCAUCUUCAUUGGAUGGUAUCGCGUUCUAACAGUAUGAAAGAGGGAGAAAACUUGCUUCCUCAACACCAUUCAGAAUUUUAUAAACAUCUCACGUCCCAUGCACUGCUUUUUAUAAAACUAAGAAGCCCCAAAUGUUGGACAUAAAAAUUGUCCAGCAGUGUAGGUGGUGGCAUAGGACUGCAAAGGCAAAGGGUCCAUUCCUAGUUCUGUGUGUGAAUCUGAGGAAGCCACUCAAACUGUGGCCAUAGCCACACUUGCCUAGAAGUAGCUCUCAGUCAGUCUGUUUAGAAUCAAGGUGUCAAUUGUGCUGGGUUUAACCCUUAACUUCUGUUUGAGGACUUUUCUUCUUUGCUCUGUAUUGGACAAAUCAACCCCAAGAAUGAAGUAUUUGUUCUGAUAAUAAAGUGUAGGGCAUAGAGGUGCCUUGGAUAAAUAAGAACAAAUUAAGUACCAAACUCCCUCACCUUGUGACUGCAGCAGAUAAAAUGCAUCAUAUGUCCCACCACCCAAAAGCCCCCAAAGUCCUGGGCUUGAGGAAGAGGGAGGCAAUGCGGCCUUGGAAGUUCUCUUACCUUUGACAUGCUUUGAGCAUGACUGUCAAGCUCUGAACUCAGAGCCUGGUUCCAAUAUUCGGCAUACGUGCAAACCCAGUUGUAAUUUCAGCCAUCUCCCACUUGCAUACCCUCUUCUCAAUAAACUCAUUGGCCAGUUCAACUAAUUAAUGGCUUACCUGUUCCCUGUUAUGUACAUUGUGUACUGUCACCAUCAGGUUGUCAGUGUUAUAACAGCUCUGAGGGGCUCCUGAAUUAACUCUAUCCUUUCUUGCAGUUACUCCAUGCAGGAGAUCUAUGAAGUUGUGUCCAAUGUGGAUGAAUAUAAGGAAUUUGUUCCCUGGUGCAAGAAAUCAGUGGUGGUCUCUAAGAGGACAGGCCACGUGAAGGCCCAGCUGGAAGUUGGGUUUCCUCCUGUUGUGGAACGUUACACAUCCAUUGUAACACUGGUGCGGCCCCAUCUAGUAAAGGUGAGCUAUCAUCAUCAUCAUUUAUUAUUUAUACCCUACCCAUCUGGCUGGGUUUCCCCAGCCACUCUGGGUGGCUCCCAACAGAAUAUUAAAAAUACGAUAAAACAUUAAAAACUUCUCUAAACAGGGCUGCCUUCAGAUGUCUUCUAAAAGUCAGAUAGUUGUUUAUUUCCUUGAUAUCUGAUGGGAGGGCAUUCCACAGGGCGGGCACCACUACCAAGAAGGCCCUCUGCCUGGUUCCCUGUAACCUCACUUCUCGCAGUGAGGGAACUGCCAGAAGGCCCUCGGAGCUGGACCUCAGUGUCUGGGCUGAAUGAUGGGGGUGGAGAUGCUCCUUCAGGUAUACUGGGCCAAGGCCAUUUAGGGCUUUAAAGGUCAGCACCAACACUUUGCAUUGUUCUCGGAAAUGUACUGGGAGCCAACGUAGCUGCACAUUUCUGUGCUAUCCAGACUGAAAUCUCUUCCAUUGGCUAAAAUCUCUUCCAUUAUACAGUACAUUGUAUAAUCAGGAGCACUGAUUCCAACAACUCGCCAUGUAGAAAUUUCAAAUGAUUAGAGUGCUUAGGAAAGAGGUCUUAUCCUAAUGCUGACUGAUGGCACGCCUGAUGCAGUCUGAUGGGUCGCAGGUGAGCUGCAGCCCCAGAGCUGCAAUCAGAACCAGGCAUGGACACUCUUGUUCUAGCUUAUCUGGAUGGGCAUGGACGUUGCUAGCAAAAUCAUUCUCUGAUCUCACCUCUGUCCUUUAUCCCAGGCGGUCUGCACUGAUGGGAAGCUCUUCAACCACCUGGAGACCAGCUGGCGUUUCAGCCCUGGCAUUCCUGGCUACCCCCGCACUUGUACAGUGGACUUCUCGGUAAGCACACAUGGCUAUAAAAGUGUUCUCAGGCAGCUCAGCUCCUGUUCCACAAAGGAUUCAUCGGUCUGUGCCAGCAAGGGGUGGGCUUAUUCCUUUGAAACGGGAAAGAAAAGUGCUUGCCUGUGAUGAAGCCCAAGCAUUAGCCAAGGAAGCAAAUGUUCUUCUCAUGAGCAGAAACUGUGUGUACAGAAGGGCCAGAGCUCGAGUGUUGUGUCUCUUGGAUUCCCUUUUUGUCUCUUAGAGAGCAGGUGAGAGCCAAAACUCCUGACUUCUUAAUGAGUGUGAGGAAGUUUUUGAUCCUAAAGUGUGACCUUCUAUGGAGGUGUGAACACUUGCUAUGGGAUACUUAACCUCCUCUUCUCCUCUCAAUCUUCUUGUGCGUUCCACAAGGCAGAGAUGGGUCUGUUCCUCAGCACCACCACCAUUGCUGCUGCCUCUAAAUCAAGCAUCCCCAAACUUGGCCCUCUAGCUGUUUUGGGACUACAAUGCCCAUCAUCCCCGACCACUGGUCCUGUUAGCUAGGGAUGAUGGGAGUUAUAGUCCCAAAACAUCUGGAGGACCGAGUUUGGGGAUGCCUGCUCUAAAUAAUCCCAGCUGUGUGACAAGCUCACUCUGCGCCUCUUCAUGUGGUCGUCUAAUUUUGUGAUGCUUAAGGACUAAUGAAGUAAUAUCCUAUUUUUGAAUGACGAUAAUGAGGCAGGGCACAGUGCCUUCCUUAAGGGUCAAAUGUGGGAUUGCACAAAUCUCAUACUCUUCCUCCAACCUUGCAAUGCACAGUUGGCUCCUUGUUUCUUUUCUGUUGUGUCUCUAAAAUGGUGCUGUUGUCUUAGAAUAGCCGGGAUAGAUUCUGGAGGACAGCUCUAUCUCGGAGAAGCUCCUUAGGUUAUCAGAAGAUGAGAGAAAUGGGGGCAGAUGAGGAAUUCUACUCCUCUCUGUCAUUCCACACCCCCCCAUCUGCCUUCCUCCCUUCCCCUCCCCCUUUCUGAGACAGGGGCUACAAGAUGGCACUGGCAUUUUAGAGAGACUGGCAAGGUUUCUGUGGGGUGAUGCUGUCCUUGAACGACCCUACAGGUCCCACUAGGAUGUCAGUUGUGUCUUGUAGGAUUUUUCCUCAUCUAUGAGUGGAAAAGGUGGGCCGGGCAGAAGUCCAGGUGUGAACUCCCAUCUCUUGCCAGCAAUAAUAGCCAGAUAAUGGCUGCACAUGUUGGAGGAUACUUUCACCAUCCUGGGAAGACUGUUUCUUAACAGGCGGCUUAAUGUAAACGAGGGAUGGAAAGCCUGUGGCUUUCGAGAUGCUGCUGCAUUGCAGCUCAUUUGUCAUCCUUGACCAUUGGCCGUGCUGGCUGGGUCUGCAGAGCUGCAGGUUUCUCGCACCUUGCUCUCGCCAUUAUCUGCUGAUGUGCCCAGGAACAAAAUGAUCUCUGCCAAUCACGCCUGCUGCACUUGGGGAGUUGCAAACCCUUUGGGAAUAUCAGCUGCAGGGCACUUUACAGAGCAGGGCUUUUCAUAUCUGUCACAGGAAGAUUUCCCCCCCGCCCCGCCCUUCCUCAUAUAUUCACAGUACUAAAAGGUAAAGGUACCCCUGAGAGUUAGGUCCCGCCGCAGACGACUCUGGGGUUGCGCGCUCAUCUCGCUCUAUAGGCCGAGGGAGCCGGCGUUUGUCCGCAGACAGCUUCCGGGUCAUGUGGCCAGCAUGACUAAGCCGCUUCAGGCGAAGCAGAGCAGUGCACGGAAAUGCUGUUUACCUUCCCGCCACAGUGGUACCUUUUUAUCUACUUGCACUGGUGUGCUUUUGAACUGCUAGGUGGGCAGGAGCAGGGACUGAGCAACGGGAGCUCACCCUGUCGCGGGGAUUCGAACUGCCGACCUUCUGAUCGGCAAGCCCUAGGCUCUGUGGUUUAGACCACAGCGCCACCUGCGUCCCUUAUUCACAGUACUAGAACGUAACAUUUCCUGCUUGUUGAAGAGAGCUCCGGCUGCCCAUCCCUGCACUCCACCCCCCCAGCUUUGAAAGAGUUAUGAGAUGGCAGACUAAUGCUCUUCCUCUCUCCACAGAUUUCCUUCGAGUUCCGCUCCCUGCUGCACUCGCAGCUGGCUACCGUUUUCUUCGACGAGGUGGUCAAGCAGAUGGUCGCUGCUUUUGAACGCCGGGCGGCAAAGAACUACGGUCCUGAGACCCGCAUUCCCCGAGAGCUCAUGUUCCACGAGAUCCACCAGACGUGAAGGGCUCCCUGCUGCUUUGGUGGCCACGCGGACACUGCGCUGGGGUGUGCACUCAUGGCUUCCUCAGACCCUCUGUUUUUAUCUAUUUAUUUUGUUUCUCCUGGUAUCCUGUCUUAAUUUAUCCACUGGGCCUGGUGUGAUGAAGAGAGACUUUUUCCUAAGGAAAGGGCCAGGUGGUCAUGUUACCUCCGGAGCAACCUCUUAACUGUCUGUUUUGCCUAGUCAUGCUCUUAUGCUGGGUCAUACAUACAUAUUUUGUUUUGUAGGACUUUCUUUGAAGCCCUUAUCCUCCCCUCCCCUCCCCCUUAAUACCCCAGUCUGUGGAUUGUCUCCCAUCCCAUUCUCCACCUAUUUUGUAUGUGCCAGCAUGGCUUGUCUUAGGCUGAGGACAGUGCCGAACCCUGUUUCUCUGGGGAACGGGGCAGUGGAAGCUCAUAGCAUGUGAUUGUGUGCUCUCUUUCUGUGCCUAGUGAAGGGCCCAUUGGAAAUUGUGCCUCGUGAAUCACUUGUUUAAAAAAAAAGGAAAGGAAGAAAGCCCUGACCUGGACUGCCCCUUGACAAUAGAGAAUAAGCAUGGAGAGGCUGUACUUUUUGUCUGGCAGUCUCCUUAGCUGUUAGUGGUUGGAUUUGCAAGACUCUGCUGGUUGAACGUUGGUUUGGAGUGCAGUAGCGGAAAGGCAUGGCAGAGGGGAGCAGGCAAGCAGUGCAGAGUGGCUGGUGUCUGUUACUGAGGGUGCUGGUAGACAGAGGGUGCUCUGCAGUUGCUGCUUUCUUUGAGGCUGUGCGAAGCUAACGUCGUACUUGUGCUGAAGCAUCAGGCUGCAUUUGUUCUUCCUUGCCCAAACAGUACCAUAAUCUCUGUUCAUCACUAGGCUAUCUAAGGGAGAUUAGCAUCCAGCCAGCUGCCCCGUGUCUUCCUUUUGGUUGAUAGAAGAGUGCAGAGUAGCAAAAGAUGUGUGCCAAAUAAAGGGCCAAGGGGGAGAUAUGGCCCUCUUGGAGCUGGAAUAGUUUUAGAAAUGUUAGAAGACACACUCCAAAUGGGUGCACAUUUGCGGUGGGGGGAAGAGAGAAAGGAAGCAGAAUUACUUGCUUGUUGGGAGUUCAACCAGAGCUUUGCAGAAUUUCAGAUUCCUGUGUCCGCCAGUUUCAUUAAAACCCAUGUCCAACCAUCUUGAAACGUCACCUAAAACCCAGAGGUAGGUGUCUUGGUUGCGGCCUUUUGAAAUGCCGUGCCUACGGCAUCUUUGGGAUUAUUGAGAGAAUGGGUUGCACGAGCCUGCCAGCGCUCACCACAGCACCAUAGCUGCUUUCUGCUUUGCAUUAUGGGAAUGGAAUAGAGCAUUAUCAGGCUGGGGGCUGCUGCUUUGAGGACAGGACUUCCACCUGGUCCUUCUUGGGAUGUGUAUUCAGAGUCUUGCAGAGUCUUGGCCCCAUUGAAAGCUGCAAGUUGAGACCAACCAUGCCUGCCCAGCAGCUGUUCCUGAAAUUGCCUCCUGUUCCCAUGACCACCAUUGUGGGUCUCCCAAAACCCCACCCUGCACUUUUCCCCGGUGCAGACAUCCAUUUGUGUUGCCUAUUUUGCUGUAAACUCGGUACCCUGUUUUGAGCUGGAAAAGGAGUUUAUCUACAUUUAGACGCACAUUUUGCACAAGCGGUGUGGACACAAACACACAACUGCUGGGGUUGAGCCCUGCGAUGUGGGCCUGGGGUAUUCCAGGCCCUGUUGCUUCCAGGUUUCAGGCGCCAGAGUGUUUGUGUGCCUGCUUUUAUGAAGAUCUCACGUUGCAUAACAUGGGGUGAGAGUGAUCACUAUGUUUUUCACAGAUUCCUGUGGCUCUCUGUUCAGCGGAAGGAGGAAGAUAGGUUAAAACGGCAGGUUGAGGGAAAUAAAGUAGGUGGAUGAACCUUGGGCCUUGCUUUGUUUGUGCCCCUUGAGCAGCCAGACCACCCCACUUGCUCCAAUGUGAGGUGUAGAUCGGCUAUACCUGCCCUUGGAGGGGUGGGGCUUGAAGUUGGCUUUGUAACAGAGGCUUGGCUUACCUGUGUUACAAGUCCUUGCUCUCUGAGCUUUCCUCUUCAGAAUCAGGAUCCCUGGACCAGUGAUGGGGUCAUGGCUAGAAGCCUGCCACGUUUGGGUAGCGGGAGGCAUAUGGACCAUUGGGAACAUGACCCCUUCUUUCUUCAUAAAGUUGGGGGGGGGGAGCCUGCUGUGGCAUAGAUACCUGAGCAACCUCCUGUCGAGGCUGCUAGGUGUUGCCCAUUGUACAAUGGAUGGCUUCCUUUUUUCUCUGACCACGGGUUUCAUGGCUUCGCUUUUCCUCCAAAGAAUGCAAUAAUAGUUUGGGCUUCUAUCCCAAAUUUACUCCAUUGCUAUCAUUGUAAUGGCUCUGGAAACAACCACCCACUUCCUGUGCUGAGCUAGCAACCCGGUUUUGGAGGCAGCUCCCGCGAGUCAGUCCAAAGGCUUCUUAUUCGCCAUCGGUUUUGCAUACCAAUUGGCUCCGUGCAGUUACCCUGCGAUCGCCCAAACUGUAUAGAUUUGACUGUACAGUUGGUGUCCUUUGCUAAGAUGUUCCCUCGGCAACUCUCCCCAAAUCUUUCAUUUGUAAAGGUGGUCUUUCCUUCCCUGCUCCCAAAAUUGCCAGCUUUUACCGACCGAAGGGGGCUUGUUUCCAAAGAACAUCCUCCUUCUGCCUUUCUGAGCCGCUGAAACUAUUUACUUGCUCUUUAUCCCAGUUUCUGCUGUUAUCCUGUAAGAACAAACAGGCUUGCUCUAUGGAAUGCAUACACAAGGCAGCGAUCUUUUCAGAGUCCUCAGGGAGGAAAGGCUCGCAUUUCUAAGACCUGUAUUUCCAGAAUGCUUCUCUGAGCAAAUAGUUCCUUUAGUAAUAAUAAAAGGCAAUAAGCGCUAGUGAGGAAGCCGCUCCGAGAGGAAGUCAUUAACAAUAGCACGCUUCUAACCUGCUCUGCUAAGCAUGUCCUGUGCUGUAUUCAUGGAAAACAGUCACUUUAGAAAUCCACCUUCCUACUUGGCUGCCCUUGUUACAUCUGAAUUUAAUGGAGGUACAUUUGGGUGGGCUGGCAGGAAUGUUUUAUAUUUCUAUCCAUGUGUUUGGGAACCUGCCCUUGCAUCCAAGUCUGGCAAAGUGACCAGCGUGGCACAAGGGCUAGCGCACAAAUUUCUCUGUCUACACACGUUCAGGAAGAACCAGCCUGAACUCUCACGUUUACAUGAGGAUCAGUUGCAUAGAAGAGGGACUGUGAUUUCAGCUGGGAGAGCCCUGGCUUCAAAUCCUGUUUCAGGCGUGCUCUGUUUGAAGGUGAUUUGGGGUCAAGUUGGCUGUAUAUACCUAUCAUAAAAUCUGGAUUUGCGGAUACCGGGAAGGAUUUUUAAAGCUAACUAAAGUGUAUUUCAGAAAUACUUCUGUGAUAUUGGCGCCUGGACUGCCUGGCAGUCUCACGACAGUUGCUGCUGUUUGCAGCCUUCGCCAAUAAGAUGAGCAAUCUUAUUCAUGCUUACUUGGAAGUAAUUACUAUUGAACUUGGUGGGACUUACUUCUGUGUAAAUAUGGUUCAGCCACUGUGCCAGAGGCUGGGGGGCGUAAGAGGCUUUGAGUAGCACAAGGGACUUGUAGUUAUCGUAAGCCUACUUUCCACUGCAAGGGGGUGGAAGGCGCAUUCACAAGGGGAAUGAGAGAAUCCCAUUGUCUCCAUUUGCACAAUUCAUUCAAAUCACAAAAUUCUUUUCUGCUGGGAGGAGGGAGAGGGAAUGAUGACAUGGUAGCAGCUUCAUAGCCCAAAAUGUGUUGCCUCCUUUGCUUCUAAUGCAGAGACCAACUGCUGCUCCGCAAAGCUGGUUUCUUCUUGACCGUGCUGCCUGCAUACCUCCCUUGAAUUUGGACUCUAACCUUCAGAACAAUGCUGCCAGGACAGAGGCUAGCUUUAAAGUGGGUUCCUUUGGCGCAGACUUCUGUCCCAAAAGUUUGCUGCAUGUUGCGCUUCAAAGCAAUUCCGCCAUUGCCAAACAAAACAGCAAUGCGUCUUGGUUCCUGAGCCUCGUGCUCACUGUAGUUCUCUUCUGCAGCUGUGAAUGGAAACUCUGAAAGAAAGGUGCUCAAUGUGUGUAGUGAUUCUUAAAACAUCACUUUAAAUGGGCAGCCUUGCAUUUAGGCAUUUGCCAAGCAGGGAUGAAGCCCGGUUCACCAAGACAUUAUAAGGCACCAAGGAGAAGGAACUAGUGGUUCUGUUACUUUGAAUCAACGUGACCUUGAUCCGUGAUUUAAUGAAUUGUGUUUGCUGCAGUCUCUGUACCACACUCCCUUUAAAAUGCAAGAGCUAAGAUAGUUCAUGAGGCGUAUUCUGCUGAAGGUUGUAGUGUUCAAGUCCCAUGCAGAGGACAGAAAUGUUAAGGCCCUGCUAACUUCAUUUGUAGUGGAGAACAUAAUUCUUUAUUGACACCAGACGUACAAGCAGAUAAUGUAUCCUGGGUUGAUGCUUGUUUAAUGUUCCAGGUUUCUUGUCAUUACUUACUCAGCUUUUACAUUCUUAACAAGAGCUUUGCCUUCAUUGGAGUCAUUUUGGCCCUUAAAACUAUCUACUGCAGAAAAAUCAGCAAUGCAAUUUGUUGCUUGUGUAAGGAUCUUCCUUUAGAGAGAUCAGGUGGUUCUCUAUCUACUUUUAUUUCACUUCCCCCUGCCUGUCCCCAUGAACCUGGACUUUUAAGCCUCUCUGGGCACCUCAUGUUUAAACCUUGUACCUGCUGCUCCCCUCCAGUCGGCAAAGCGAUUGUGUCCUAAACAUUGCAGUGCCUUCUGCUCCUACCUGUAUUGUCAUCAGGACUGCAGCUGCCUCAUGCUACUUAGCCUGGUAUGUGCUACCUCAGCUUGUAAGAAAGGGGGGGGGGGUAUUUCCAGAAGAAGGAAAGGAGAAUAGAAAAUGAGAUUAUGCACAGUAAGAGGAAAUCAUCAUUGUGUUCUACCCUUUAACUGUGAAUCUUAUUUGAUAGCUGCAAAAUCUGUCCAAGAAUGUUCAAAGACUGAACCAAUCCCAAGAGCAUUUUUAUAGACCAAUAAAAAAAAUGUUUGCAAAAAGGUACAUGUGGGACUUGACUAUUUAAGAUUUUAGCUACAUUGUCGAUUUUAACCUUGCAUAGUUCUUCAGGUAGAAUGCAUAUACUUUCCGCAGCUGGAUUUGCCUGAUAAGUAUAUAUUUGGUACCUAUUGCAUCAAUAUUCUUUGAAAGCAUAGGAAAUGUUAUGCUUCAUCAUUAGUGCCUAAGCCAGAGCUUUCCAAACUCCGCUUCGCAACGUGUUAAGUGUGUCGGCUGCAAUGUGUAGGUGUGUUGCAUGAACGCUCCCCACACUCCUCCCAGGGCUGGAGAGGGGUUAUUUAAACCUUGGUUUGCUACUAAAACUGAAUGGCUGUGUCGCGAAAUGAUGCAUAUCUAAAAAGUGUCACCAACAUGGAAAGCUCUGGCUUAAGCCUUCAAUUUAGCACAGAAUGCAUGGCUGCUGAGUGUAUGGAGAGAAGGUUGGGUAUAAGCCUAGUCUGGCUUAUAUACAUAGGGCUGUGCUUUACAACAUGGGUGGUGAUAACUGGCAAUACCUAUAGCACAAGGUCAAAACAAACACUGAACAUGGCAAGGCAGACAAUGGUGUAAUUGCGAAACUAUGAAGUACAACAUCCCCACCCCUCUCUGAGUCCUCAACUAGGUCGGGACCCAGAACUGUCAGGCAUGGCAAGAUGCAACGUGAGUUCUACCUUUGAAAAUUCUGGUGACUAUGCUGCUGCUGCAGCAGAUGGCAAAUCACAACAGCUAUGUUCCCCCUAAUAGGUAUUUUUUUCCAAAAGGAAAGCUGACUACUGUAUUUUUCCGUGUGUAAGACAAUAUUUUUUCCUUAGAAAUAGU
Molecule: messenger RNA, 17642 nt
Organism: Podarcis lilfordi (Lilford's wall lizard)
Lineage: Eukaryota; Metazoa; Chordata; Lepidosauria; Squamata; Lacertidae
Source: the annotation of a GenBank genome assembly